AUGUCCAUCUCUGCCACACAGACUGCCUAUGCUCCUCCAGCUGCGCUACCUCUUGACCCACCGUCGGCAUCAGCUGAAUCUUCUGCCUUCGCCGCUCGUAUCGCCACGCUUGAAGCUUUCUUUUCUCAACCACGCUUCGCAUCUUUGAAACGUCCAUACUCAGCUGCAGCUGUCGCAUCUAAGCAGGGCUCUCUUCCCGCACUUCCCCUCCCGUCCACACUCCUCGCCGACAAGCUAUAUGCACUAUUUGAGAGGGCUGCGGCCGAAGGGCGUCCAGUGCAUACCAUGGGCGCGGUUGAUCCGGUACAGAUGACGCAGAUGGCGCGUUGGCUAGAAGUCGUCUACAUCUCUGGUUGGGCCGCGAGCAGCCUGCUCACCACGGCAAACAACGAGGUUGGCCCUGAUCUGGGUGACUAUCCUUAUACAACUGUCCCCAAUCAGGUUCACCGCAUCUUCCGUGCUCAACAAUUGCACGAUAAGAAACACUACGAUGCACGAAACGAGGCGACACCUGAACAGCGCGCUGACAUGCCAUAUAUUGAUUAUCUUCGACCUAUCAUUGCGGAUGCGGAUACGGGACACGGCGGAACAUCUGCUGUGAUGAAGCUCGUCAAACUGUUUGCUGAGUCGGGCGCGUCUGCUAUUCAUCUCGAAGACCAGCUCCACGGCGGCAAAAAGUGUGGUCAUCUCUCUGGCAAAGUCAUAGUCCCCACCAGCACGCACAUCUCACGCCUCACUGCCUCGCGCUUCCAACUCGACCUGAUGCAAAACACGAUGCUCCUGAUCGCGCGCACUGAUGCCGAGUCUGCACGUUUACUCUCUUCGACAGUUGACGCGCGUGAUCACCCGUUCAUUAGGGGCGUCGCAUCGAAGGCGCCGGACGGGACGCGCAGGCGCGGGCUGGCAGAGACAUUGGACCAAGCCGAGGCGCGGGGUUUGAGCGGAGGGGAAAUUGAUCGUCUCGAAAAGGAGUGGUUCGACAGCGUGGAGUUGUCUACUUUCGACGAGGCCGUCGAGCGCGCCAUCAAGACGUCGAAUGGUGUCGCCCCAAACCGGAAAGAUUCCGAGAUUCAGCAGUACCGCACUGCAGUCAGGGGCAAAUCAAAUCAGGAUGCCCGAGAAAUAGCAGCUGGCAUCCUCGGCGAACAAGUCGAUUGGGAUUGGGACCUACCCCGCACCCGCGAGGGCUACUAUCACGUCACGGGUGGGAUCGAAUCGGCGGUCUCUCGAGCGCUCGCGUUUGCGCCCUACGCGGAUCUAAUAUGGCUGGAGACAAAGAUGCCGGACUUGAAGCAGGCGCGCAGCUUUGCGAGAAGGAUACGCGAGAAGCACCCCGGAAAGUGGCUAGUGUACAAUCUGAGUCCUUCUUUCAACUGGAGCGCACAUGGGUACUCAGAUGAGGAUUUGAAGAAGUUCAUAUGGGAGCUGGGGAAGGAGGGCUUCGUCCUCCAGCUGAUCUCACUUGCAGGACUGCACAGCAACGCUGUUGGGUUUGCGGAACUCGCCCAGCGUUUCAAGACGGACGGGAUGCUCGCGUACGUCGAAACUGUGCAACGGAAGGAGAAGGAAAUUGGCUGCGACGUCUUGACGCACCAGAAGUGGAGUGGGGCAGACUACAUCGAUCGAAUCCUCACGACACUGGCCUCGGGGUCUUCGAGCACGUCAUCGAGUGGGAAGGACAACACUGAGCAUUCGUUUUGAACUCCAAGCGGCCCUUCAUACUCCCUUCAUUGUGUCGAAAGACCCUAGCCUUGGAAUCAGUUGGUGCAUAGAUACUUCGGUCAAUGCAUGCUGUACCAGUAGAUACCGAGUGCCCGGGAUGAUUGGGUGUUUGAUCUCGUC
Messenger RNA from Heterobasidion irregulare TC 32-1, 1842 nucleotides. RefSeq names its product isocitrate lyase (gene ICL2). Gene Ontology annotation, molecular function: methylisocitrate lyase activity; isocitrate lyase activity. The record is from RefSeq and is a predicted model, not a curated record. Bases 1 to 1701 code for a protein of 566 amino acids. The transcript has 11 exons. Gene Ontology annotation, cellular component: mitochondrial matrix. NCBI's taxonomy places the organism in Eukaryota, Fungi, Basidiomycota, Agaricomycetes, Russulales, Bondarzewiaceae.